UUAAAAAAAAAAAAUGAAAAAGACAUUUACGUAUAGUGGAAGUUGAAAAAUGAUUUUUUGGUAAAAAUGAUUGUUUUAAGAAAGAAUGGUCCCCAAGGAAAAGCAGGAAAAAAAAACAGAGGAAAUCAGAAAAGCCUGAGAAGAAAGUAAUAAUACAAUGUCUGUAAUAAAACUAGAUAUGAAGAGGGCAUGCCUGUUCUUGUCUCCAACUCCUCCUCCUUCUGCUUCUCCUUCUCCUGUCUUUUCAUUUUGUUCUUUCUGUUCGCCAUUUGUGUCUGGACCCACCUUAAGGAAUCUUGAAAUAUUUUCGUAUAAGAAUCUCAGCUUCAUCGCUCGGAGGAAGAAAGAACAGAACAGAGAAAGAAAGAGAGAGAGACAGAGAGAUAGCAAUGGAGAUGAAGAGAGACCUUAGAGUGGAGGAAGAGAACAUGUGUACGUCUUUGUUGACUGCAUUCGUUGUUCUCUCGAUGGCUUGUCUAAAACAUUUCUACUCUGUAUCUUAUUUGAUCGAGCAAUGGCGUUCUUUAGUAUUUCUUCUACUCAACGUUGUUCUCUUAGCCGUUUACUUCACAUCGACUCGUCCUGUUUCCGGCGAGACUCAUCACAAUUUCAAGACUCGUCGAGGAGGUGCGUUGAGGAUGAUGCGAGAGAGGAAGAGUAAGAAGGCCAAGAAGACAAGGGUAGUGGAGGAACCAGCUUGUUCCGUUGUCGUGGAGCCUAAGGAAGUGAUCAAGAACUGUAUCGUGGAGGAGACGAGAAGUGUAUGUCCCGAGUUCGAGGAAACUGUGAAAGAUUGCUUGCUUCACAAGGAUUCAGUAGACUCUCAUGACAAAGAAGAUGAAUCUGAGCCAGGGAGGUUAUCCAACGAGGAGCUGAACGAGAGAGUAGAGGCCUUCAUCACAACGUUCAGGCAACAUUUGGUACUUGAUGCAAGAAGAGGUAGAGACAGAAAAACUAACCAGAAGAUGCGAACAAAAGACUCUGACAUUAGCAUUUUAGGUCGGGAGGUCACUUGUUCUGUUUAAGAGUUCCUCUACAAUCUUUUUUUGGUAACUGAUUUAAUGUCAUAAGAACCCAAAUACUAUAUUGAACAAUGUAGCUUCAGUAUCUUGAUAGGCUUUCACUAAAGUUGUUAAGAAAUGAGAAAAAAUAUAGUUCGUAAGGGUCAACAUAUUUAGUCUCCUUGAAGAAGUAAGCUUAAGACUUGCAAAAUUUUCUGCUUGGCAAUGUUGGCUGCUGCAUCUCAUCUACAGCUCUUUUGA
Brassica napus (rape) is the source of this 1262-nucleotide messenger RNA. RefSeq lists its product as uncharacterized. The coding region runs from base 390 to 1025 and encodes 211 amino acids. Lineage: Eukaryota; Viridiplantae; Streptophyta; Magnoliopsida; Brassicales; Brassicaceae. The record is from RefSeq and is a predicted model, not a curated record. The transcript has a single exon.